Symbiodinium sp. CCMP2592 is the source of this 8247-nucleotide messenger RNA. NCBI's taxonomy places the organism in Eukaryota, Dinophyceae, Suessiales, Symbiodiniaceae. The record is from the annotation of a GenBank genome assembly.
AUGGGCAAGAAGGCGCAAUGGAGCGCAGAGGAAUGGGAGGCCUGGCGGUCCUCAUCGUACUAUGGUGGCUGGCAAAGGCCCAAGGGCAAAGCCAAGGAAGGAAAGGGUGGCCAGGCACCCAAAGGUCGCGAGAUGGCCAAGGACAAGAAAUCGGCCUUCCCUUCGUUCGAGGCUAUGGACCCGGCUGGCAUGACCCAGCGCAAUGCCAGGCCCAAGGAUGCGAUGGAAGUGGACGAGGAACCGCCCGCCAGCGGACAGGUAGCCAGAGGCAUGCAGAAGGUUUUGAACAACCUUCGACGUGCAGAGGUCAAAUCCCGACGACUGGAGGAGGAUCGGACCGAGCUCCAGCAGAAGCGGGAGACCUACCGCCGCGAGCUGCAGCAGGGCUUCAUCCGGGAGAAGCACAAGUUUCAGGAGCGCUUGGCCAAGAUCUCGGCGGAACUCGCGGAGGCGGAACAGAACCAGGAGGACGCGUUGCUCGAGUUGCAGGCGGUCAUGAUCGAACCUCAGGCGGCCCUUCGACCCAAGCCAGAGCAAGCGGAGGAUCCGGAGAUGAUGGCGGAGCUGGAACAGCUGCUGCAGUCGCCGGAGAAGCAGCCGAGGCGCGGUCUGGCGGACCUCCUGGCGGGUGCCCUGCAGAGCAGUUCUGGCAGUCGCGACGACAAGCGCAAGCUCCUGCAGGUCGCGAUCGAGGAGUACCGCAGACAAGGCGCUCCCGCGACGCCGCCCAGGCGUCGGACGAGGGAGCCACCUGGCACGCCACCCGACCUCAAGAUGAGCGAGCCGCCAUCUGGAGCCAGGGCCUCUGGCGAUGGCACCUACAGCGGUGGUGGGGACCUGUCGAGCAAGCCCGAGCCCUAUCAUGCCAUGUGUCGAAGGAGUGCCAAGGAUCAAGUCCCGCCCUGGGACUCGGAUUCCGGUGAAACAGGCGCGGCGCGAGGAGCUGGUGGUGAUGGUGGAGUAGUCGGCAACGAUGACGGCUGUAUGGCGAUGACCUGCAGCCGUUCUUUGGCCACAAGGCUCCAAGUUUUGAUUGGUCCGGCAGGCUAUGGCAUGGCUGACUUUUUCGGUUCGUUCAGCCCCUGCCCAAAGUAUGAGGGUGUGAAACAGCCGGGUGUUCUUGGCUUACGAGACACUGGCGGCUGUCAACACCAGCGACGACCUUUUACAGAGCCCAUACGACCUCUUUCGUGGGCCGCUGAUCUCUUCAAGCCACAGGGUGAUGUUGGCUUUGGUGCAGCCCACUCUCGGGAAGGCUGUGUUGCUCUUUUACCUGUUGCAGGAUGUGAACAUUGCUGCCCUCAUCCUGGUGCUCCUGCUGACCACUGUCUACUGGACGGCCAGGACAGACGCUUCAAGGUCAUUUGGCGGUACGGCCCUGUGGGAGGCCAUGUCCGGCCAAGCAAGGAUGAGGACAUAGUCAGAGAUCUGAGCCCUGGGGCAGCCUACCAUGGAGAGAGCUGCUCUGCUUUGCUAGUAGGUGCAGAUCAUGAAUGUUGCUGCGCCCAUCCUGGUGAUCCUGCUGGCCCCCGGCUACUUGGCGACCAGGACCUACAUGUCCCGGUGAAUUGGCGGCACGGCCCUACGGGAGGCCACGUCCGACCGAACCAAAACGAGGAACUCCACAUGCACGGCAUGAUGUUCAGCGAAUAUGCAGCAGUUCGUUGCAUGGGAUGGCUUAUUGGCCUUGAGAUGGUACAGUUUGUUGCCCUCUUGAGCAUGCUCUAUGUGGUGAUUGGCGGCAAGAGGCAGCAAGCGAGGAGAGCCCGGCAUGCUGAUGUCCUGGGACACCCCAAAAUCCUGCUUGCCUAUGCGGUUCUCUCCGGGAACUAUGUUGCACAGGCAUUCGCUCAUCCGCCUCCCCUACAGCGAUGUGAGUUACCAGCUGCCCAUACUGCCCUCGGAGUGCCGCGGCAGACCGACCUCGAGCUGUGGGCUUCGGGACAGCUCACUGCCAGAGAACACAUGCUGCGGGCCUACGAGGAGGUGAUUUGGAAUGCCCCUUUGGGGCACUCUGAGGGUGAAGUGGCGCCGCCAAACCUGCUUGCUACUACGGUUUCGGAGCAACUGGGACCGGCCCCGCUUUCAGACGAGGACCGACGAGCGGUACACAUUACGAUUUGGGUUGCAUCCCCGUUCUUUGAGACGGUGAUCGUUGACCUUGGCAUCGCCUUCCCGAUCCUGUCGGUUGGAUCGCACUACGGCAGUUGCCUUGCGGUACCGGCAUGGAUCCAGGCUGCGAAUAAGUUUGCGAUGGUGCUGGAUAGCCGGGGUGUGGGAGGCGAACUCUUCGCUUUCUACCAUGAUGGCCCGGUCACGCGGGAGGCCAUCAUGAAGCAGCUGCCGGAGGAUGACAAUGAGAUUGACCUCUAUCUCUUUGGCAGUAUGGUUCCCUUAGCAGCUGACGCCUCUCAGGACCCCAUACAAGGUGGAGUGGUCAAGGCCUACUACACGGGAGAUCAUUGCACAUGGGAAAGCCCGCUCCAGGACCGACUCACUGACCCGACACAGUGGAACCCGCGACUGAAUCCGCCGAGUACCAGCAGUGACCCUUACGUCGUCUACCAGAGCCCGGACGACCAGCUUGUGUACUAUGACCUCCCUGAUGCGGAUGCUCACCGGCAACAAUUGGCUGAGCAGCUUAUGGCCUACCGCCCAGGGCAGUGCUGGACGAAAGAGCCACAGAGGACUGCUGAUGCUCUCACGCAUGCCGGCCGUGCUAUACGGAAACAGAUCGCGGUGAUUCCAGGCCCACAGAGCACGCCCGAGGAUGACCCGGACACCACGGUCCUCUUCGUGGACCUACGAGGCCUGGCAUUGUUCCCCCAGUGGAUGUUGCUCCCGGGCCAGCUCUUCAACUCCACCGACUACUUGGCUGACCUCCCUGUCCCGGUUGUUGACGGCUGGACGGUCGUCGUUGAAGGUGGAGCGCGGACGGAGCAUGCGGAACUACUACGUGUCGCAAAUGGGGAGAUGUUGAACAUCUUCCUGCAAGAGACUGACCAGCUCACGGCGUCUCAAGCAGAUGAACAGAGUGAAGGUCCGGGCUCUGGCCCAGACGAUGACGAAGGGGACAGCUCUGACCCCUUCGAUGCCCUCCCUCACUCUAGUGACCUCUCUACACCAUCUCCUCCGCGAGGCCCGCCGCCGUACGGACCACCAAGGCCUGAGCCGGUGAAUCGCAGUCGCUCCCCGAGACGACGGUGUGCCUCGGACACGGCGGUGACAUCAGCCACCUCGCUGUGUCUACAAGGCCUUUUACCGCCCCCCGUUGUGGAACUCGAUGUCCAUCAAGUACAGCUACCCCAUGGAGCAGCAGACGUCAAUCACAUGUUUCGGCCGUGGGCGCCGGACUGGAUAUAUACGGUGCUCCCGACUACGGUGCCCGCUGAAACGGAAAUGGCACUGUCUCAGCUGAGGCAUUGGAGCGACCUUCUCUGUGGGCCUACCUCUGCCGAGCCGCCUGCGAUCCAUAUCUAUGUCGAUGGGUCCUGGCAUGAGCAGCGGAAGGUAGGUGGAUAUGCUGUUGCGAUCUUCUUGGUGACAGCGGGUUCCGCCGCGCUGUUUGGACUGCUCGGUGAACAACUUCAAGGGAACCCCCAAAGUCCCUGGACAUUCGAUGCCGCACCGGCCCUGAAGGCUGAACAAACGGCGCUGAUGACGGCGAUGCUGUGGUGCUUACAAAGCCGAGCCUUCCUGAUCCCGGCUGCAUAUUGCAUCUUCUACGACUGCAAAGUUGCCGGAUGUGGUGCUACGGGGCUGUGGGAUGCUGGUGCAGGGCUUGGACUACAGAACCGCGCCCUGGCGCAAUUCUUGCGUGAUGCCCUGAGCACCCCAAUCUCCAUUGAGCACGUUCGCGCGCACAACGGCGACCCCUACAAUGGCCUUGUCGAUGCCCUGGCGAAGGCGGUUGCCAAACAGAGCGCUAUGCUCGCAGCCCCGCCGGCCGAGAUUUGCGAGUUGGUGCAGCAUGUGGACUUCUCUUGGCUCCCGUUGGAAGCCCAGGAUACUACGCGCGAGAUCUACCCGCUUGUGACGGGACAAUGCCUUCGCUGGAGUGAGGAGGUGGCUUUCACUGCCCCCCAUAUCUGGCCGGACCAGCUGAUCCCUACCACGGGCGAUGCGAGUGAACUGCAUGCAACUACGCUCGGCAGUUUCUCGACCAAGCUUCUCACCCUCAAUGCGCAGACGCUGACAGGACUCACUGAGAGCAAAGCCUUCAUGCGCAUCUCUAGCGCUUCCGAGUCCCACUGGGGGGUCUCGAUCUGGCUCAACAAGAGCCUUGGCUUUCUGACCCGGGAUGGCUCCAAGGUCCCUGCGCGAGAAGAGGACAUCCGGAUCAUUGUCGAACAACCACGCCUUCUUGUUGCGGUCAUCGACAUUGGUGGCCCAAAGGUUGUGGUCUUUGCUGCCCACUGCCCUGAUGGCUCCAAAGGUGCUGCAGCCGACGAUUUCCUUGAGAACCUUGCGGGAGUCUUGCGGCCCUACAAACGCUCCUGCUUGGUGCUGGGGGGUAUUGACCUGAAUGGCCGUCUCCCUGGCGAAUGUGAGGGCCAUACUGGCGAUCUCGCUUUUGGCCAGGAGGAUGCAAAUGGAGCUGCGAUGCUCCGUCAUGCAUGCGAGUUGGGCCUUUGGUUUCCGUCUACCUACCGGCACCUCCACACGGGGUCAUCGGCCACGUUUCGACAUGUGCAAGGAUCCUUGCACAGAAUCGACUUCACCGUCGUUGGUGGCCUUGCAGAAGUCUGGGCGGCCCACAGCUACGUGGAUGAGCAUUUCGACACUCUCAACCCUAAUGACGAUCACCUGCCUGCGAUCGCUGAGCUACAGGGAUCAUUGGGGGAAAGCUGUGGUCGGCGCCGUGUCUGGCGGCCACGGUUUGACACAGAGAAGAUGCUCACCACUGCUGGUAAGCAGAUUAUUGCUGAAGAACUGGAGCGAUACUCUCCGCCCCGAUGGCACGUCCACCCUGACCAACAUUGUCAGCACCUGCAGGACUUCCUUCUUGGUGUCAUGCAGAAACACUUUCGUCGUGAUGAACAUGGCCCCCGCGCAGCCUAUCUCUCCCCGGAAAUCUGGGCGCUUCGUGGCGCAAAGGUUGCGCAUAAGUUGCGUACGCGCUACCGGGCAGGCCUUUGGAGCGCCAUUCUCUGCCGAGCCUUCCUUCAAUGGAUAUGCGAGGAGAAUUAUUAUGGCGUGCAGGAGCUGACCAAGAAGUACGGCCUCCUCUAUGAGCUCUCUGCUGCGGCGGUCAGCUUUGCCACUGGCCGUAUCAAGCGUGGCAUCCGAGAGGACAAGGCGAAGUUCCUCAGUGUGGUGGCUAAGGAUGGCACUGCCAAAGCGGAAGAGGUGCUCGGGAUUGCCAAGAAGGCUGGAGUAGGUGGACGUCAAGCCCGCCCCUUCCACAGACCACUGCCAGCCCUCCUACGGCCCGAUGGUCAGCUCUGCAGCUCUCGAGCUGACAGAGAUGAGACGUGGCUACAGCAAUUCAGUGCCCAGGAAUGCGGUGUUGUUCAACUGACGGAGGACUAUCUCGCGGGACGAGAUCGCCAAAUCACGAUUGACUGUGAUCUGGGAUGGUCGCUUGGGGAGCUACCGUCCUACUUCGAAGUCGAGCAGGCCUUCCGGUGCGCACCGGCACGAAAAUCCUGUGGGCUUGAUUGUUUGCCAGGCGAAUUACUCCGAGCUGACCCUGCUGGCAUCACCAAAGCGGCUUUCCCGCUGUUUCUGAAAGCGACUGUCUCCUUGCGACAGCCGAUUCAGUGGCGAGGUGGACUCCUGCGGGAGUCCUGGAAAAGAAAGGGCACUGUCCGCGAGCCGGCGAACUACAGAUCUUUAUUUGUAUCGUCCAUGCUCGGCAAGGUGUUCCACAAGGUGCUACGCUCUCGGGCUACCCAACAUGCGGCCGAUAUGUUGCUUAGCUUUCAGAUGGGAGCACGGAAGCAGGCACCAGUCACCCUCCCGGCGCUCUUCGUCCAGUCCAUUCUUCGACGGGGUCACCAAGACAACAUCUCGACUGGCGUGUUGUUCCUGGAUGUCCAAUCGGCAUACUAUACCGUCAUUCGCGAAAUGUCGGUUGGCUUGAUCGAGGACGACGAGACGGUCGCUAAGGUCUUCAAGUACUUCGGUCUCUCGCCAGAUGACCUCGGAGAGUUUUGGGAUGACAUCCACCGUGGUGGGAUUAUGGGGCAGUCCACAUUGCCGAGCUCCCUCCGACACCUCGCCAAAGACUUGAUGCACAAGUCAUGGUUCAUCACAGGCUACGGAACCUCCGAGCGCCUGUGUGUGACACAAGCGGGCUCUCGUCCAGGCGAGGCCUGGGCUGACCUUGUCUUUGCUUUCGUCCUGGGCAAGAUUCUGUGCCGCAUCCGAGAAGCAGCUGCUGGCGAGGGUUUGCUACAAGUCCUACAAGCGGAUGUUGAGAGCGGGCCUUUUGCUAUGCCAGGUGAUGGGACAGACGUGCAAGCCCUCGAAUGUGCGUGGGCUGACGAUGCAGCUUUCCCUACGGCUGCAAGGGACCCAGAGGCUUUGCUCCGCAGGAUGAAGCGACUGUGCUCGGUGGUGCUGUACGAAUGCGCUCGACACGGAUUACAGCCGAAUCUGCGCCCGGGUAAGACGGCAGCUCUGCUAGCCAUCCGUGGGCCGGGAAAGGCCCGACAGCGAUGGUUCCCUCAUGGAUGCAGUGCCCUGCGACUUGAGGACCUUGGGCUGGAGGUACCCAUUGUUGGCUCCUAUGUGCAUCUGGGAGGAUUGGUGGAUGCAGCCAUGUCUGGAAAAGGCGAAGUCCGUCGCAGACUUGCCAUUGCACAGACGGCCUUUGACGAGGGUAAACGACUGCUCUACACCAACGUCACCAUCCCCCUCCAGGUGCGAUCCAACAUUUUCCAGCUUUCCGUUGGGGCCACCUUCUUCAAUUUGGGCCUAUGGGUGCCACAUGGGCCGCAAUGGCAAAAGAUGGUGGGCGGCUUCACACGAAUCCUCCGUGGCCUCCUUACAAAGCAUUUCAAGGGCGACCUCCUCUACUACGUGGCGGCCCCGGCAGUGCACAUCCUGACAGGUUGUAUGCCCCUGGACAUGUUUGCCCGCCGAUCAAGACUCAGUCUCCUGGCGUCGCUGUGCAAGGCGGCCCCUAUGGAGCUGUGGGCGGCCCUACAGACGGAGCAAGCCUGGCUUGAGGCGGUCCGGGGAGACCUGCGAUGGCUGUGCGAAGGUGACCUACAAGGCCCGACGGCUGACGUGGCCGGUUGGCCAGAGCUCUACGCGCUCUUCGCGAAGCGCACGAGCUGGGUCAAAAACAGGGUGCGCCGACUACUUGCGCGGGACUUUGAGACCUUCAAGGACGAGCAGUUUGUCAACUUGCAGUUGUGGGCGCUUCACCGCCGUCUGCUUCGCCGCCGGCCAGGGCCGACAGAGCCUUGUGACUGGCGUUGCCGGCCGUGUGGUCGAACGGUCCGUACGCGGGCGGCGCUUGGGGCACACUUCUUCAAGACGCAUGGCCGACAGGCCAAACACCGCCCUUAUGUCGAGGGCAGUCGUGCAUGGCGUAAGAUCGAGGAGGAGACAUGCCACUUGGCCGUGCCGGCGCCUGCACUUGACCCUCUACCUCCUGGUCGCCCGGCACGCUGGGACGCGACCCUCAAGGAUGCGCAUCGGGCCCUCUGCGACGCGCUUUUGGUGAGCACGCUCCCUGGCGACCGCUCGGCGAUCACCGAUGUUGUUACGCGCACCCUUGGCUACCACCCGCUCUUCCCGGACGAGGAGGUUGAGAUCGCGGCCUACACGAGCGAAGAGCUUCGAGGUCUGACUCCGAGCGACCUCGAGGACUACUGGCCGGCUGAGGUGCAUGCUGUUCUGAUCGAUGCAUUGGCCACGUACAGACCAGGCGAUGCUACAGAUGGCGAAGUCCAUUUUCGUGAACAGCACUCUGAUUCCCUGCAGGCUUUCUGUUCCAGGCUGAGUGACUUCAACUGGAACGAAGCCCUGGGUGUUGCCGAAGGCCCUCACGAGACCCCAGAAGGUGCUUUGUACAAACUGUGCAGCCGGGACGUUGCUUUAAACUGCAACAGUGAAGCACUAACUGUAGCAACCGUGAGUGAGUCCUUUUGGCCUCUGAUUCCAACGGUGCUUAGAGAAGCAUGGGAUGCUGCGAUCGAUGGCAAAGCCGUGAGGAUCCAUGCCCCGAAAUGCUUCUGGGAACACCGCCUGUCCCUCCCCUUUAGGGCCAUGAGGGACGAGACUGCACUAUAA